Messenger RNA from Solanum dulcamara, 4903 nucleotides. RefSeq lists its product as uncharacterized. The transcript is spliced from 10 exons. The coding region runs from base 4125 to 4679 and encodes 184 amino acids. NCBI's taxonomy places the organism in Eukaryota, Viridiplantae, Streptophyta, Magnoliopsida, Solanales, Solanaceae. The record is from RefSeq and is a predicted model, not a curated record.
CACAUCAACAUUACAUAUAUAUACGUGUCCCAAUUCCCAAACAAGCCCACUACAACACUAACUCACAAUAUACUCCAGCCAACAACAACAAAGUAUCGCCAACCCAAAAACACCAUUCCUUUUUUCAACAUACAACAACAAAACCACCGCCCAAAAGCCCCAUCUUCUUUACAACGAUACACCCAUACGUCGUCUUCCUCAAUUCCAUCAACAAUAUUUCAAACCCACCGCAUCAACAGUAACAUGAGAUUUCAUAGAGCCUUUUUUUUUUACUUUGGAUUAUAUUUUCUUGUCUAAAUCUGAUCCGAAUCAAAAUCCAUCAGAAUUGAAUCCAGACUUUUUGGUAUGUUUUUUCUCUUGCUUUGACUUCUCCUCCAUCCUUUCCAAUCAAUCUCUCAUCUCCCGCUCAAAUAUUUGUAUUAGGAUUCAAACCUUUUUAUUUUUGGCUAUAAAUAGAUGGUAUUGUUGUUGAAGGAGGAGAACGGACAGAGAGUUGAAAUUUGGUUGUUAAAGAAUAGUAUUCCUAGAAAUCAAAUCCACGAAGGUUUGAGCCUCAAAUUUUCAAUUUUCUUAAGUUUUUUUGUUCAUUUUUUGGUGGAUUCGAAGUGAAAUCGCUAUUUGCUCGUUAUCCAGUUUGCUGUCCGAAAUAAGGUAAUAAUGACUUUUUCUUUCUUUAACAGUGUUCAUUUAUGUGUUGUAGAAAUUAUCAUUAGUUGUUUGUAGAUAUUUGGAAUUAUAUUAUGCUUAGCUAGAUUUCUUUGUGCAUUUCAGUGCAUAAGUUCAUUAGUUUCAAAUUUCGUAUGUUAUAAUUAGAUCUAAUAAUACUUUUGUUAUUUAAGCUUUGUUGAAUUGUUAUUAGCUUAUUCAUGCUUGAUUUACCUCUUGGAUUUCCAUGUUAUGAUAGCAAAUUCCUAGUUCCUCUUGGGCAUCUUUAGUGUUUAGAUAAUUUAAGUUUUGACUCUACACAAAUAUUGAUUCCAAAAUAUGUGUUUCCUUAAGAUAUAUGUUAAGUUUAUUUUUCUGAAAAGUUAAUGACAUCUGGAUACAUCUUGGAUUGAAAAUUUGAGCGUAUUUUAGAUUAAUGGAGUUAAUCCAUUUUCUUUCUCCAUUGCUUCAUCUUGGUGUACUGUUGACUAGUCUGGUGAUUCAUAUUAGGAGACAUGUUUUUCUUUCAGUUUAUUUAAGGCUAAAUUCAUAAGACAUCAAUGCAUGACGUUAUGUUGAAUUCAUUGAAAUAUACUCUUUAUUGGAAAAUAUGGGAUAAGUUGUAAUGAGAGUUUUAUUCAUUCUUUAAGUUUAUAUAUUCGGUUGAUCUUGUGUUUGGAUUGUAUUGUUACCAAAUUUUAUUACCUCCUCUACUGGAGCAUAACUUGGUUCUAAAUUGGUUUUAUUAAAUAUGUGGUUAAGUGUUAAUUAUUGAUAGUAAGGAAAAACAUUUGUACUAUCCAAUUCGUUCACUAUUUUAUUUUUAUUUUCAUUCCAAAGUAUUCUAUCAUGACAUUUAAAUAUUGGGGCAUUGUUACUGCCUUGCCAAUAUUACUAAAAUAAAUCCUUAUCAGUUGCACAAAUUUUAAAUGAGCUAUUUUAUACUAAGAAGAAGUUUCAUUAUAAUUUACAUAUGUAAUUUUUUUGGUGUUGUUGUUUGAAAUGUUAUCUCUUAGGAUAUUAUUUUGGCUCUAAAUUAUUUUAAUCCAAAAUGUGUUGCACAUGGGGUUAUUAUCCCCUGCUAUUUCAAUUUGUUAAAUUCCAAACUUUGUUGUAUGAGUUGUUUUGAUAGAUAUGGUCAUGAGUUUGUCUAACUCUCUUUAUAUUUGUAGUAGAUUCAUAGUUUAGAAAUCCAUCUUGUUUCUUUUCUUGGUUCAAAAUGCACAUGCGAAGUGGUAUGUAUUUUGUUAUAACUUGAUCGGUUCAAAGUAUAAAUUAAUUCAUUAGUUAUAGAUUUGAUUAAAAUUUCCUGUUGCUAGUUCUCUUCUUUUCUUCUCUGUAUGCAUCAUCUGAAUGAGUCCAACUAGACUCUCCUCUCCCUCAUUGCAUUUUGAAUUAAGUCGGGACUCAACCUUUCACCUCUUUAUCGAGUCAAUCUCAUCAAGAAACCUGGUACACAUUGAAAAGGAAGCUGGUGAACAGGUUUAUGGAAGCAAAUAUACAAGGAUAUACAUGUUGGAUACAUGGAAAAGCAGACGAUAUAUACAUUGUAUACAUCAGUAUACAUGUUGAUAUACAUGGAAAUGGGCCACUGGCACAAAAAAGAGGCAGGCACAACUAUGUUAAAAAUUGUAAAAAUUACUUAUCUACACACCUUAUAUUACUAUAUUUACUAUUAUUCCUUACCUUUUGUAAAAGUAUCAAAAAUUUCUCUUUUUUUUACUUCUCUCCAUCUCACAGAUACAUUCUAUUCGAGUUGCCCCAAUAUCCUAAAUCCUCGCCUAUUUUCAAGCCACAAAUACUGCGAUUAUUUUUUGAAUUUUCAGUCUAAGUUUUACUCAAUUUCAAGCUUCUAAUUAAGGUAAUUCAAGUUCUUCCUUCUAUGUCAUCUUACUUCAAUUUCACCUUCUUCGACUUUUCAUUGAUUUCUACUGUAAUUUUUUAUUAUUUUACUCCUUUUGUUCACUAAUACAUGUGGAUUUCGCUCCAUCUUUUAGUGUUGGUCUCACACAGUUAAAUCAAAAUUAAGGAAUUCUUGUUUCACUGGAUUCUGAUUCAUCUUGGGAAGGUUACCACGAGGUUAGAUUCAAACAAUGUAAUGAUCCAUAGUUAUGGAUAAAUUACGUGUGAAAUUAAAGUCAAAAUCUCCAGUUCAACAAGCACCCACAGAAGCAGAGAAAAAGUUUGAAGGGGUUACAACAUGCCCUAAUCUCCCAAAGUGUCUGAAGUACGUCAUCAAAAAUAUCCCUUCUCACUUUUUGAGAUUCGGCACUACAUAUACCGCUAAUUUUAUUGAUGAUUUCAAAUCAUCAAUAGGUGAAGAAGCUAUCCAGUUAUUUAGGCAAAUCAUCUUUGGUCACUACCUAGAUAUGUCACAGUGUAAUUUUCUAGGUCAAAUCAUCAAAUGUCUCUUACUUCUCAAGGUGGAGCAGAAAAACACAGAUGAAUUGCGCAUUCGUCAUGUUCAGGGUAACAUACUCCAUUUCUCAAUCAAGGAAUUUGCUAUUAUUACCAAUUUGCGAUGUACCGAUAAUAUCAAUGAAUUUUGGUACCCAGAUGCACCCCUAAGCAGAUUGUUGUCUAGAUAUUUUCCUGGUGCAAAAAAUAGGGUAAACAAAGGAUAUUUCGUUCAGCGUUUUCUAAUAGGAGGAUGGGAAACCAAUGAAGACGCUGUUCAGAUGGUCAUUCUCAACUUUUCCACACUUUUCCAAGGGCGGCAUGCAAGAUAAAUAAGGAUGAUAGAGGAUGGAAGAUAUGAGCAGUUCCUAUGGGGUAAAAUAACAUUUUUCAAAUUGAUGAAAGGCAUGAGGCAGGAGUUACUACUGCCAAACAAAUGUAUCAUUUGGGCGGCAUGUCAUAUGCUCUAAAUGCAUGGAUUUACGAAUGUGCAUCUCAGGCCCCUUUUGAAUUUGUUGUAAGAGUGGAUAAUCAUAUUUCCAGAAUUCUUAAUUGCCGUGUUGUUGCGGUCAAGCCCAAAUUUGAGACCUUCAUGUCUAAAAUUUUCAGUGAGUAUACAUGCUCCAAUAUUGUCCCAACUCAAAAUGAAAUGGAAUCACAUGACAUUCCUGGCAAUGAACCUCCUAAUGAAGCUACUACAUCAGCUGUCAAGCCCAAAUUAACGGAAACCUCAAGAACUCUCUGGAUUUGAGGACUUUUCAACUAAAUCACCCAAAGAAUUGUUAAGAAGAUCCGGUCGUGUUUCUGAUACAUUUUCUCCACCUCCUCCCAAAAUAAGGAAGAUUUCCCCUGGUAAAAAAAUCCAUUUAUGUAGAAACGGCUAAGACAAAGAUGUCAUACCACCAAAGCAAUCAAAAAAGCCUGUUUCUACUACUAUAGAACCAGUGGCAAAGUCAGUGGUAGGAGGUGAAUCUUCCGGUCAAUCAGACCAAAUUGUUUAUGUGGAAUUCAAAGCAUUAAAGAAGUUUCAAAAGAAUUCUCUAAAGAAAUACGAAGCAGAACCAUCCAAGACAAUAUAAGAAAUGAAUGAUAUAUCAGAACAUUACAUUGUAUCAGAUACUGUAGAAUCUCUUCAACAACAUGUUGCUAAUGAUACAUUAAAGGAAUCAGAACAAUCUAAGUCGAUACAAAAAAUGAAUGAUGAAUCAGAACAGUAUAUGGAAUCAGAUCCUACUGAAUGCCAUGCAGAGAAGGUUUCUAUUGAUAAAUUACAGGAGGUAUCAGCACAUCACAUGGAAUCAGCUACUGCAAAAUCUUUUGAAGUGCUUGUUGCUUCUGAUACAUUAAAGGAUAACGCAUCACAAGAAUCAAAUUAUGGCAUUAAAGAUGCAAGAGUGGCUGUUGAUAAUAUUGAUCAAGGAAAUCAAAGGAGGAACACUACAGAGCAAAGUGCUCUUCAUUCAGGUUUGAAAAAAUGGACUUUGUCAUGGCAUUUUCUCAAGAUAAGAACUGGUUCUACCUCAUGUCACAGCCGAACAGAUGAUGGAAUGAUGAGGGAUUGUGGUGUGUUCCUGGCUAUUUUUGCUGAAUAUCUUAGUGAUGGAAUUUCUAUUCCAACAACUGGACUAUAUGUCUAAUACUUCCGUUCAAGAUACGUUUCGCUAUUGUGGAAUUAUGGUUGUCGGAAGGCCAAUGAUGGUUAUGUUAGCGAAAAUGACAAUCCAAAAAAAUUUAAGAGAGAUUUCAUCUCUCCUGAUCUAGGAGAAUCGAUGGACGUCAAGUAGUUUUUUUGAAAUUGUUUGUAGUAGAAUACAGAAUUUUGUUUUGACACCAAUAGUAAAUAUUUUUUUUGGCUAUGCAA